This is a messenger RNA of Pipistrellus nathusii (Nathusius's pipistrelle), 303 nucleotides long. The record is from the annotation of a GenBank genome assembly. Lineage: Eukaryota; Metazoa; Chordata; Mammalia; Chiroptera; Vespertilionidae.
AUGCCACAGAACGAUGCAGAGCUGCCCAGCCUGGCAACACAGAAGCACCCUGCCCAGACCAUGGGAGGCCCCCACCUCAGCACCUGUCACAUCCUACAGGGGCUGUGUGUCUUGCUGAUUCUGUUGGAAGAUGGACCCCAGAACGCCAGGGGUGAGUCUGCUGGGAGUAACUCUGUCCACAGCCAGAGUCCCAUCCCCCACCUGCACCUCUCAGCCCAGGCAGGGAAAGGCCUGCUGCAGGGGAAGCUCAGGGUGGCCCCUCCCAACACCCCUCCCAGCCUCUGGCUCAGCCUCAUCUCCUGA